GUGGGUAACGGGAGAAGAUGGCUGAGCGGCAGCAGCAGAAGCACGAAGGGAGGGUGAAAAUCGGCCAUUACAUCCUCGGAGACACGCUCGGAGUGGGGACCUUCGGCAAAGUAAAGAUCGGCGAGCACCAGCUGACAGGACACAAAGUGGCUGUGAAGAUCCUGAACAGACAGAAGAUCCGCAGUCUGGAUGUGGUGGGGAAGAUCAAACGAGAGAUUCAGAACCUGAAGCUGUUCAGACAUCCUCACAUCAUCAAGCUUUACCAGGUGAUCAGUACACCAACAGAUUUCUUCAUGGUCAUGGAGUAUGUGUCAGGAGGUGAGCUGUUYGACUACAUCUGCAAAAAUGGACGGGUGGACGAUGCAGAGGCUCGCCGGCUCUUCCAGCAGAUCAUCUCAGCUGUGGACUACUGUCACAGACACAUGGUGGUCCACAGAGACCUGAAACCUGAGAACGUCCUGCUCGAUGCCAACAAGAACGCCAAGAUCGCAGACUUUGGACUGUCAAACAUGAUGUCAGAUGGAGAAUUCCUUCGAACGAGCUGCGGCUCACCCAACUACGCAGCUCCAGAGGUCAUCUCAGGAAGGCUGUACGCAGGCCCAGAGGUGGACAUCUGGAGCUGCGGGGUGAUUCUCUACGCCCUGCUGUGUGGCACGUUGCCCUUCGAUGACGAGCACGUUCCCACGCUCUUUAAGAAGAUCAGAGGUGGCGUGUUCUACAUCCCUGAGUACCUGAAGCGCUCCGUGGCCUCGUUGCUGAUGCUCAUGCUGCAGGUGGAUCCUCUGAAGAGAGCCACCAUCAAAGACAUCAGAGAACAUGAGUGGUUCAGACACGACCUGCCAGGCUACCUGUUCCCAGAGGACUCAUCGUAUGACACCACCAUCCUGGAUGAGGAGGCUGUCAGAGACGUUUGUGACAAGUUUGAAUGCAAUGAGUCUGAGGUUGUGUCCAGCCUGUACAGUGGAGACCCACAGGACCAGCUAGCUGUAGCUUACCACCUCAUCAUAGACAACCGGCGCAUCAUGACCCAGGCCAGUGAGUUCUACCUGGCAUCCAGUCCUCCACAGGGCUCCUUCAUCGAGGAGGGGAUGCUGCUGCCCCCUGGGAUCAAACCCCACCCAGAGAGGAUGCCUCCUCUGUUGGCUGACAGCCCCAAGUCUCGCUGUCCUCUGGAUGCUCUCAACACCACCCGGCCCAAACCACUGGCAGUGAAGAAAGCCAAGUGGCACCUGGGCAUCCGCAGCCAGAGCAGGCCGUACGACAUCAUGGCUGAGGUGUACAGAGCCAUGAAGCAGCUCAGCUUUGACUGGAAGGUGGUGAACCCGUAUCACCUGAGAGUCAGGAGGAAGAACCCAGUGACUGGAAACCUGGUGAAGAUGAGUCUGCAGCUUUACCAAGUGGACAACAGGUCCUACCUGCUCGACUUCAAGAGCAUUGAUGAUGACAUCAUCGAGGCAGUUGGCUUUAAAUCAGGAUCAUCUACUCCUCAGAGGUCGGGCUCCACAGCCGGUCUGCACAGACCCAGACUGAGCAUGGACUCUGUGAGCCCAGCAGUGGACCUGCCUCAGCUCAGCUCCUCUCUGCCAGGAUCCCUGUGCAGCAGCUCCCCCCUGCUGGCCCCCCGCCAGGGCUCCCACACCAUGGACUUCUUUGAGAUGUGUGCCAGUCUGAUCACCACGCUGGCCCGCUGACACCUGAGGCCCGGAUGUGAGUGGGCUCCGAGGCUAGCUGUGGUUCUGAUAGAGGGACGGCUCCAUGUUGUGUGACUUUGUCUCCUCAGUUUGUUGUUGUCCAGCUGGAGACAUGAAGAAAACCUAUAGCAGUGUUGUGUUCACCUCAGAGAGGAGGAGAUACAGGCAGAAAACGUGCUUUUUUUAUGUUUUUGACACAGAGUUUAGUGAUUUUACAUCCUGGACCUGGUAUGUGUUGAUGAAGAAAGUCCUGCUGAGCUCAGCUCACAGCCGUCAGAGGAACCUCACUGUUCUGUUACAGGUUUAUACGGUUUGUACAGAACCUCUGUGAUCCAUGUAUAUUUAUAUUACAGUCAUAUUAUAUAGAUCUGUGUUCAAACAAAAGAACAACUUUAUACAUCA
Austrofundulus limnaeus is the source of this 2093-nucleotide messenger RNA. RefSeq names its product protein kinase, AMP-activated, alpha 2 catalytic subunit (gene prkaa2). The transcript has 10 exons. Lineage: Eukaryota; Metazoa; Chordata; Actinopteri; Cyprinodontiformes; Rivulidae. Gene Ontology annotation, cellular component: cytoplasm. Gene Ontology annotation, biological process: intracellular signal transduction; protein phosphorylation. The coding region runs from base 18 to 1691 and encodes 557 amino acids. The record is from RefSeq and is a predicted model, not a curated record. Gene Ontology annotation, molecular function: protein serine/threonine kinase activity; ATP binding.